This is a messenger RNA of Solanum stenotomum, 759 nucleotides long. RefSeq lists its product as uncharacterized. Bases 179 to 511 code for a protein of 110 amino acids. Lineage: Eukaryota; Viridiplantae; Streptophyta; Magnoliopsida; Solanales; Solanaceae. The record is from RefSeq and is a predicted model, not a curated record. The transcript has 3 exons.
UUCUAUUUAUUAAUCAACUCUAUAGAAAAAAUAAAUAUAUAGUACUAUAGAAGAAGAAGUUAGGCCUAUUAAUUUCUUUGAAAUUUUUUCAAAAUAUUGGAUAUUUUGAUAUCAAAAGAGUUCCUUCAUCUUGAAAUCAGAAUAAUAUUCAUUUUCUUGUAUCAUAUUACUAGUAAAAAUGGCAGGUAUGCUUGCUGGUGUUGAAUGUGCUAGAAGAAGAAAAUUUCAUAAAAAUAGUGGCUUGUUAGAUUCAUCAUAUAAUAUAUCUUCAUCCACAAGAAGAUCUUUUCUUUGUCUAUACACAAGUAGCCAUGAACAUAAUCUUACCUCAAGAUUUUCCAAGGAAAGAAAUGCAACAAGCCAAGAAUAUGAAGAUGAGAAAUUAGGUGAAGUUGCAAGAGAAGCCAAGCAAAGACUGGAUGAGAGGCUCAGUUCCCAAUGGAAAUCACAAAAUAAGAGGAGUGCCAAGGGAUUCAAAAGUCUAGGGCAAUUGAGGGGCCUGAUUUGCUGACAAAUGGUUUGACCAAUAUUGAAGUUGUAGUUGAGAAAGAAAAAGACUAUUUUUAAUACUUCAAUUAGCAUCUAAGAUCCUAAAUCAAUAGAAUGCGUGACAUGUAUCUUUCAUACACAUAUUUAUAGUUAAACAAUAUGUGUUCUUUGUUUCUCACUUGAGACGAUGUGAGAUACAUGUGACAACUUGAGGAAUUAGGAUAAUUUUGAUUGCUAAAUCGAGUUUUGCUGAAUUGAUAUUUGAUUGAA